UUGCGUGGGGGACUGAUAGAUGUGGGUUUGUUGCUGCUUCUCCUCACACUAACAAUUACUUUACUUCGAUGUAAUUUUCUGCUUGUGUAUCUUGCAGAUUUUUUGCGGUUGCAUAACUGUCAGGUAGGUUAUUAUAAUGAUGUGCACGUUGCGAUUUUCUCCCCCCCUCCCAACAAAUCCAAUCACACCCUCCCCCAUCUCAAGUACAAUUACGUGAUGGGUGACGUUGGAGCAUGCGGAGGAGGGCGCUGGGCAGGGACCACUUGGACCUAAGAGGACUAAACGCUAUUUGGUUUCAGCACAGAAACAACGCACUGAAGGCAGCGGAGGACCAGGGCGCCGUGCUGAAGCCGAGCCCAUUGUCUCCUUCCAACACAGCGCACAGGGAGAGACGAGGAAGAAGAAGAAGAAGGGUUUGACAAAACAGCCGUGCAGCCCAGAGAGGAGUGUCCCAGUGGUUAUAGGCAUUGCGGGUUUGUAAGCCACAGAAACAAAAAGGGCCCUGGAAAGGUCUGACCAAUAACGGAAAAUGAAUCACAGUCAAGUUGUAAUAUGAACAAGAGCCGCGUUUUGUUGCAAUUGGCGAACAACUAUUGAUGCUUUUGCGCCGAUCGUUUUCCACACCAUCAGUUCGCGCGGACUUCUUUUGUUCGCAUCGCCUCAGUCCCAAAUUCUAGUCUGCAGAUCCGUGUUGCCGAUUCGCCAGAAGCUCCAGAAACAACAGAACUUAACAGAAUCCAAGAUGAAUUUCCAGUCGGGCGUUCCAGUGUCUGGUCUCUCGCAGCAGUCUCAGCCGGCCAUGCCCACUCCAGGCACGGUCCCGGUGGUAGUUCCCGUCCCAGUGCCCCAGUCCAUCCCGUCCCAGUUCGGAUCCGGAUCGUCUGCGAGCUCAGGGGCCGGACAGUUCGGCUCGGGGACUGUUUCAGGCCAGGCAACCCAGCCCGGGUCGGCGGGCUCGCAGUUUGUUUUGUCCAACUCUGCGGCCAUCAGGGCAGAGAUACACCGGUUUGAGUCUGUCCACCCGAACAUUUACGCCAUCUACGACCUGAUCGAGCGUAUAGAUGACCUGGCUCUGCAGAACCAGAUCCGGGAGCAUGUAAUCUCCAUUGAAGACUCAUUCGUCAACAGCCAGGAAUGGACAUUGAGUCGAUCAGUGCCAGAGCUGAAAGUGGGCAUUGUGGGAAAUCUGUCCAGUGGGAAGUCCGCCUUGGUCCACCGGUACUUGACAGGCACAUAUGUGCAGGAGGAGUCUCCUGAAGGUGGACGGUUCAAGAAAGAAAUCGUGGUUGAUGGACAGAGCUACCUACUUCUGAUCAGAGAUGAAGGAGGGCCUCCAGAGUUGCAGUUCGCCGCCUGGGUGGAUGCGGUGGUUUUCGUCUUCAGCCUGGAGGAUGAAAUCAGCUUCCAGACGGUCUACAAUUACUUCUUGCGCCUAUCCAGCUACAGGAACACAGCUGAGGUCCCCAUGGUCCUCGUUGGAACACAAGAUGCAAUUAGUGCUGCAAAUCCCAGAGUGAUCGACGACUCCCGGGCCAGAAAGCUGUCAAACGACCUGAAGCGCUGCACAUACUAUGAGACUUGCUCCACCUAUGGCCUGAAUGUGGAGAGAGUCUUCCAAGACGUUGCCCAGAAGGUUGUGGCCAUGAGGAAAAAGCAGCAGCUCUCGAUCGGUCCAUGCAAAUCUCUCCCAAACUCCCCCAGUCACUCAUCAGUCCCAGCUGCAUCUAUCCCCUCUGUUCACAUUAACCAGGCGGCCAAUGGUGGGGGUGCAUUCAGUGACUACUCCUCCUCCGUUCCCUCCACCCCCAGCAUAAGUCAGCGGGAGAUGCGCAUCGAGACCAUCGCUGCCUCCAACACACCCACGCCCAUCCGCAAGCAGUCAAAGCGCCGCUCCAACAUUUUCACAUCGCGGAAAGCCAGCGAACAAUCAAAGAGCGUUGACAGUAAAACAGACAGCAUAGGCAGUGGAAGGGCCAUACCUAUAAAACAGGGAAUCCUUCUGAAGCGAAGUGGCAAAUCCCUCAACAAGGAGUGGAAAAAGAAAUAUGUCACACUGUGUGAUAAUGGCGUCCUCACUUACCACCCCAGUUUACAUGACUACAUGCAGAAUGUGCAUGGGAAAGAGAUCGACCUGCUGAGGACAACAGUGAAGAUUCCUGGGAAGCGACCCCCUAGAGCGGUAGCCACUGUCGCCCCAACUGCUAGUCCCAAAACCAACGGGCUGACCAAGGAUCGCAGCACCUUGCAGCUGGGCAUAGGAAACACAGGGGCUCCUCACUCCAACAGCAGUUCGUCCCUCCAGACGGGCGCGUCAGUGUUUGGCAGCAGUAAAGAUGGCAUGCACCAACGCUCCUUCUCUGUGUCCAGCGCCGACCAGUGGAAUGAAGCCAUCAACACCAGUACAAGCAGCGGAGCUCCAAAUGGAAUGACUGAUCCUGCGAAUUCCAGUGUGGGCAGCGCCACGAGUCCAAAACUUGAGCCACCUCCUUCACCGCACGCCAAUCGCAAAAAACACAGACGGAAAAAGAGCACGGGCAUCACAAAACCAGACGGCUUAUCUGCAGGCAAUGAAGAACAAGAAGAUUCCUUUGAGUUCGUCAUCGUGUCAUUGACGGGUCAGACAUGGAACUUUGAAGCAUCCACGUACGAGGAGAGGGAACUGUGGGUCCAAGCCAUAGAGAGUCAGAUCUUCGCCAGCCUGCAGUCCUGUGAGAGCAUAAAGAACAAGUCUCGGUUAGGAAGCCAAAGUGAUGCAAUGGCCAUUCAGUCCAUACGAAACGUGAGGGGGAACAGCUUCUGUGUGGACUGUGAUGCACCUAAUCCAGACUGGGCCAGUCUGAACCUGGGCGCCCUGAUGUGCAUCGAGUGCUCCGGGAUCCACAGAAACUUGGGCACGCACUUAUCACGUGUCCGCUCCCUAGACCUGGACGACUGGCCGGUGGAGCUCAGCAUGGUGAUGACGGCCAUCGGUAAUGCCAUUGCCAACAGCGUGUGGGAAGGCGCUUUGGAGAACUACAACAAGCCAGGGAACGACUGCACCAGGGAAGAGAAGGAGCGCUGGAUCCGAGCCAAGUAUGAGCAGAAGCUGUUCCUGGUGGGACUGCCCCAGUCGGAUGUACCCCUGGGGCAGCAGCUGCUCCGGGCGGUGGUGGAGGACGACCUGAGGUUGGUAGUAGUGCUGCUGGCCCAUGGCACCAAGGAGGAGGUUAAUGAGACCUACGGGGAUGGAGAUGGACGCACCGCUCUGCACCUCUCUUGCGCGAUGGCUAACGUGGUCAUCACACAGCUGCUCAUCUGGUACGGAGUGGACGUGAAGAGCCGGGAUGCUCGCGGUCAGACUCCGCUGUCCUACGCUCGGCGAGCCGGCAGUCAGGAGUGUGCCGACAUCUUGCUUCAGCACGGUUGUCCCAACGAUUCGAGCAGUCUGACGUCCGUGCCAACGCCCAACAUGAGCCGCCGCAACCCAAACCCCAACCCCAACAUCAACAACAACAACGCUCAGUGUGAGCUGAACCGCAGCAUCAGCAUCAUGUAGGACCGGGAGACAGAGAAAUAAAUCCCUCUCCUUAACCGCUCCCCAUCUGUUCCCAGUACUUCUCUGUUUCACACUGUGUAACCCAGAAUCAGUACCAAUGUAGAGAUGUCAGCAGUGAUGGACUCAUUGUUUAUAUUUCAAUACGCCAAAAAAAGGCAUUUGUGGUUCGGACAUUGUACAUUGUUUGUUUUAUAUAAUUUUUUGUAUCUGUCUUGUGUGUUAAAUUCAUUCAGUCUUGGUCUGAAAUGAUCAUGAUCAGCUUUAAGCUUUUUGUUUUUUAAGCGUCAACCAAACAAAUGACUCUCUUUGGCAUUCAUACCUACCCCACGAAAAGCAUUUCCUUAAUGCUUGAACAUUUCCCUUUUUUAUGUCUUCCUCAUCUGCGACAUAAACCGAGUCUAUAAUGAGCAUGAAUGAAAAACUUCUUUUAAAUUUCCAAGCACAUAAAAACAUAAAAACUGUGAGGAAUAGUUUUACAAGUGAAAAAACAAUGAUGUGGGAAUGAAACUAAAUCUUCCAUGAUCUCGGUGUCUGUUGCAGCUUUAGUAAUGAUGCAUGUCUUCAACACAGCCAUCAAACUCUUGACAUACUAUUCGUAUACAAAGGCAAAGCAAUUAUACUUGAAGAGUCCAAAUGAUUUAGAUACUUAAUUCAUGGGAAAAUGGGUUCAGAUCAUCCAAAAGGAGUUGAUUGCUGAAUUCCUGUCUGGUGAAAGUGAGUCAUUUCCUUCGCCACCCUUAUUGUGAUGCUCCAGCAAAAGUGUCCAUGACUAUAAAGGAAUUAAGGGGCCUAAUGUUUUAUGACCAUCGAACUACAGAGCUUUGUAAUAGUGCCUCUUCAAUCAGAAUUCAUUCAAAUUCAGAGGUUUGAUUGAAACUGUGGAACUGCACCAUUAUGGUGUCUUUGUUGGAGUAAUUUUCCGAUUCACUAGAUUGUCUUGAUAAUUGUUUGACGUACAUUCACACAGUUUCAAACCAUAAACCCUACUGGAAUAUCUGAAAACGGUACUCCUGAGAGCAUUUUCUCUUUUGUUGCUGUGAAUUACAUAUACGGUGCUGUGUGUGUGCAUCCAUACAUAAAUGUAGGAUACGUGUUUGCUUAAGUCUUAGUCUGUAACUGUGUCCAGCAGAGAGAAACUGGGCAUUUGUAAUUAUGAACAUUGGAGAAAGGACACUGGAGAGAAGACACCUACAAUGAACAUUUAGGGACAUAACUGUGUUUUAAUGUACAGACCUCUGUAAAAAGUAGUCUUUGUUCCUUCACCUUAAUCCUUAUAAGAAAAGUACAGACUAACUCAGAUAGUUAGGGUUAAAAAAUAAACAACUUUUUCCUUAAACCUACGUGCCCUCGCCUGUCCUGUGAACCUGUCAGCCUAAAAGCAGGGAGCUAACAGACUGCAACCAAGUGACUGAAGAAGAAAGGCAACAUUUAGGGAUAACAUGAGCAAGGAGGGUUAUAGAGGGAAGUAUAUUUAGUUUAACUCUCUUUGCUUUAAUACAGAUGUACAGUAUUCAACAGACAUGAUAAGCCAAUGCAUUUGUAAAUUAAAUAGGACUUUAGCAAGAAUUUAAUUCAGGUGGACUUGGCACAAUGUCUACGGUGUAUUUUCCCUUUGUUCAACUGCCAUUAUUAAGCUUUUCAAAGUCUUGAUUUUAUGGGUUUAAAAAGGCAGGAUGUUUGUUUACAGAACAAGUUCUUAACUUGGUACCUUAUUCUGUUGUUUUCUUUACAGUAUUUCUGUUUUCAGAGCUCAUUGUGGUUGAACUUGUGGUUUAAAAGGGAUGUUUUUAAAACCAGGAGAUAGGGGAAUAGUUGGAAUAUUCUGGAAAUACAUUUAUUUGCAUUCUUGGUUGAUAGCACUCUGAUAUUUUUGUGUUCCAGACAGAAAAGGAGUAAUAACUAGCUUAGCCUAGCAAACGGUUAGCAUGAGUCAGUAAAAUGUUAUUUAUGUAACUUCCUCAAAAAAAACAAAUUCUCAUUUUUAAAUCAAAAUGUUCUUCAAAUUCAUCAAACAAGAGAAAUGAUUUUAAGUUUCAAGCAUGGAGUGGGUUUUGAACUGUGGUGAGCUAGGCUAACUAUCAACUUGUUUCCAGUCUUUAUGCUAGCAAAGCAAAGCUAAGUUAACCGCCUCUUCACUAGUGACAAGCUGAACACACGGACAUGAGACUAGUGUCUUUCUUCUUCUCUUGCUCUCAGGAACAAAGUGUUUCUUUUCUAAAAUAUCAAAGACGUUCUUUUCAGACAUCCCAAAACCUGCCCCAAAUUCAACCACAGUAGCUUCAUGUUUACUCGUACUGUACAGUGGUACUGGCCUUAUUUCUGACUUCUACUUGACCAACAACAUUUCAGUGUCCAUAAGGAUCACUGAGAGGAGUUUAUUGUGUAUAGGGCUUACCGGAACACUUAUUUACAUACUGUAGAUGCUGAAAAAAUACUAAAAACCCUGCCUGUUAUUUCCCUAAACUCAACAUGAAGUGUACAUAUUAGCUUAAUGCUUUUAUCUGAAGACGAGCUCCUCCUAGAGAAAGAAACUAAACUGGUUUUAGGUCAACAGUCCCUUUGACCCCAUGAACCAUAUUUUGGUAUGUUGUUUUUGGUUUUAUUCAGGCAUAUUUUUAAGGUACUUUGAGUUUGGUCUCCACAUUAACUGACCACCUUUGGUACUUGUGUAUAAUGAUGUACAUUUGACAUAUUUAUAAUGCAGUAUGUAAAUAUCUUUUGGUUUUAUGUUUUUAUGUUCAGUUAAUUUUCCUAUUGUAAUUCCUUUUACGUUCAGAACGUGAAACAAAGCAAAAGCUAAAGAGUAACUUGUUGUAUGCUUGGAUGCUUGGCUGACUGUUGACCUAUUAAUAAACACUCAAAUAAAACGACGUAGCCUUUCCCUGCAUUUAGGGGAAAUCAACACA
Molecule: messenger RNA, 6441 nt
Organism: Notolabrus celidotus (New Zealand spotty)
Lineage: Eukaryota; Metazoa; Chordata; Actinopteri; Labriformes; Labridae
Gene: agap3
Product: ArfGAP with GTPase domain, ankyrin repeat and PH domain 3
Exons: 18
Coding region: 743-3535 (930 amino acids)
Cellular component (GO): nucleus
Molecular function (GO): GTP binding; GTPase activity; protein binding
Source: RefSeq, a predicted model, not a curated record